This is a messenger RNA of Photinus pyralis (common eastern firefly), 1840 nucleotides long. Its product is annotated as sodium-coupled monocarboxylate transporter 1-like. Gene Ontology annotation, molecular function: symporter activity. The transcript has 8 exons. Gene Ontology annotation, cellular component: membrane. Bases 5 to 1792 code for a protein of 595 amino acids. The record is from RefSeq and is a predicted model, not a curated record. Lineage: Eukaryota; Metazoa; Arthropoda; Insecta; Coleoptera; Lampyridae. Gene Ontology annotation, biological process: sodium ion transport; transmembrane transport.
UUUGAUGUGUGACUCUUUAGAACUCAAGAUGGCGACGAACGGCUUCACAUGGAUCGACUAUACCAUAUUCGUGAUCGUCAUCGCGAUAAGCUGCAUUGUAGGUUUAUACCACGGAUUGUUCUCAAGACAGAAAACAAUCGACGACUAUCUCUUCGGUGGAAAAAACAUGAAAUGGUUAGCGGUAAGUGUAAGUUUAACGGCAAGGUACCUUAAGAUGGAGGUCGACAAUAUUCUACCUUCAAAUUUUAGUGCACUGUCGAGCCAUUCUGUCGUAGGAUUAGCGACCGAAGUGUAUCUCCAUGGAAGUCAAGUUAUAUUAAUGACCAUUUCGAUAGCACUCGCGAGUUUAGCUAACUAUUUCUUGUACGUGCCUGUCUUUAGCAACUUGAACAUGACCAGCAUCUUCGAGUACUUGGAAAUGAGGUUUAAUGGUUUUUUGAGAAAGCUGCUGAUGCUGAUCACAGUAGCAACGUAUGCGUGCAUACUUCCUAUGUGCAUGUACACUCCUUCACUUACAUUCAGCCAAGCGACGGGCGUUAACCUGUAUCUAAUUGCCUCGGUAAUGACAUGUGUAUGUGUGUUCUAUACCAGCCUUGGCGGAAUUAAAGGGGUCACCUGGAGUGAUGUGGUGCAGUUAUCCAUUACCAUUACUCUUGUAAUUGCGCUAAUAGUAAUGGGAAUUGUAUCAACCGGAAGCGUUAGCGAAGUUAUCCAUCGUGCAAGCGAUGGUGACAGGCUAAACAUCUUUGAUUUCAACCCUAACCCGACUGUAAGAGUGAGCUUUUGGACCAUUUUACUGGGAUCCACAGUUACCUCAUGCGUAACUCUUUGCACGUCGCCUCACGAGGUUCAGAGAUACUUCACAAUACCAAAGCAAUUAAUACCUCGCCUAAUCGCCUCAUAUUCAACGAUUUAUACUUUAGCGAAAGUGUUGUGCAUGACGCUAGGGUUGGUUAUGUACGCAAAAUAUUUUGAUUGCGAUCCGAAGUCAAUUGGAGCAAUUAAAAAGGCGGACCAAAUCCUUCCUUACUUCAUAACCGAUCUAACAGCGUCCAUUCCGGGAUUUAAUGGUUUAUUUUUAGCGGCGUUCUUUGGAUCAUCUUUAAGCAUAUAUUCGACGUUACUAAAUACACUGUCUGGAAUAGUUUACAGCGACAUUGUUCCAUGGAUUAUUAGCGAAAAGCUUUUAAGAAGAGCCCCUAGCUUGAUUAUGAAGCUAUUUGUUGUAUUCUUUGGGUUGUUGUCAAUAGCUUUCAUAUGUUUACUGGAAAAUGGCGGUACGGUCUUCGAGCUAAACUACUACGUUAGGGGAGCUACCGGUGGGACCAUGUUCGGGGUAUUUACUUUGGGGGUACUGCUUCCUUUUGCCAAUUCUCAGGGUGCGUCUCUUGGCGCAAUCGCAUCGGUUUUAUUGAUGGGGGUGAUAGUGGUAAACAACAGCAUCUACGUCCGAAACGGAUUCAUUCACCAUAGCCCAAAAUCGUUGCAUACAUACGGAUGUAACACCACCACCUUCAGCAAUUUCACUUUGAAUGUUACGGCAACACCUCAACCGUCUUCACCAGAAGCUUCGUUUUGGUUGUUCCGAGUUUCGUUUCAGUACUUUGAGUUCAUGGGAGCAAUGACCACGAUAGUAGUCGGAGCUGCGGUCAGUUGGGCAACUAAAACGAAAGAUAACCAAGCGAUUCAUCCAAAACUUCUCACGCCCAUUGUACGCAAAUACUGUAGACCAGUAGAAGAGGCACAGGAUCAUGAAAUUGGACCCAUUAAUGAAACUGUUAAACACGGAUGAGGAUGUGACACAAGAUUUAAAUUCCGCUGCAAACUGUCUUGUUUUCAA